Eleginops maclovinus (Patagonian blennie) is the source of this 4958-nucleotide messenger RNA. RefSeq names its product centrosome and spindle pole-associated protein 1-like. Gene Ontology annotation, biological process: positive regulation of cytokinesis. The transcript has 29 exons. Lineage: Eukaryota; Metazoa; Chordata; Actinopteri; Perciformes; Eleginopidae. The record is from RefSeq and is a predicted model, not a curated record. Bases 101 to 3460 code for a protein of 1119 amino acids. Gene Ontology annotation, cellular component: spindle pole; microtubule; centrosome.
UUGAAAUUUUAAGAACUUAGUGGACAACCAAGGCGCCGCCAACAGUUGCUAGUUAGCAAACCUUGCCUUAUCCGGUAACGUCCUAUUCAACAAUCACUCAAUGGAGAUGGAUGACGAGCUGGAGAUCUUCAUCAGGGAGAGGAAGGCCAGAGUGGCUGAGGAUAAAGCCAGUUUGGAACAAGACCCUCCUUACAUGGAAAUAGAGGCAAAACCCUAUCAAACCUAUGGGUCUACUGUUAAAGAGAACAUCCCUCCCAGGUCUAUAACACAGGGGAAAGAGGACAGUUGUGGUGUGGGUCUCCCCCUCGGUGUGGAGUAUGAGAGGAAGAAACAGAGGCUACAGCACGAGCUCCGGAUGGACUACAGGCGCUAUAUGGCUCAGAGGAAACACUUUGACCUAACAAAGCCUGGACCCUUAAAUCACCUGGAUAACAGGAAGGCUGUCGAGCAACACCUGCUUGAAAACCAGGCAGUUGUUCUCUCCAAAGAGCACCCCCCCUCCCGCAGGGACGCAGCCACCCUGACAGAGGACAGCAGGGGGCUGCUCAGGGCUCUGCGCCACGUCGAGGUGAGGCCCCUCUGCUCCGAGGAGGACGAGGAGCCGAUCUCAGCUCUCCCCCGUCACUGUGACAGGCUGUCGGACUCCGAGGAGGAGGAGGAAGAGGAGGAGAUGAUGAUGGAAGGGAGGAGGCGCAGACAGAUGGGGGCCGAGGCCACUCACGAGAGGAGGAGAUUGUAUAAGACCGAUAACCGGGAGAACAGGGAGAAUCUAGGCAGAGGAUCAAGAGCACUGACCAAAGAUGAGGACCGUGAAAUAGUCACCGGACUUAUAAUCGGAGCAUCUAAUACAGAAGAUGCCUUACGGAGGAGGAAGGAGCGCUACAGGCAGGAGCUGCAGCAGCAGAUUGCUGAGCAGCACAUGAACAAGAAGAGGGAGAAAGAUUUGGGGCUGAAAGUUGCUGCAACCGGGGCUUAUGAUCCUGAGAAACAGCCGGACAGGAUCAGACAGUUCGGGCUGUGCAGGAGGGGUUACCCGGGGGAGAGUGACGGCGCACUCAGAGCGCCCCGUAACAACGUGAGGACGGGAGUCAAAGAGCGAGAGACGCCUCUUCCCCCUGAACUGCCCCACGUGGCCUUCCAGUCCCCCCUGCUGGAGUACGGCUCCACCCUCAGCCUGUCCCCCAACAGCCAGCCUGCCGCCCCCUCCUUCCCCAGAGCCGUGGACACUUCCAGAAUCCCUAUGUUUCCUCCUCAUCCUCCUUCAACUGUCAGUGAGGCGUUCAGGAGCCCAUAUGGAGAGCCCCAUCACUACUAUGGCUCCAGAAACCUGCUGGAGCCCAACAUGGCCACCUACUACGGUCAAUUGGCUGCUCCCGGUGCUGGCCUACCCAUGUCCUACUGGAACCUUCCACCAGGGAGAGCUCUGCCCAGCCAGUUAGGUCACCACAGCCCUCACAGCCAGCACAGUGGGAGCAGCUGCCCUGAGCCUCCAGCACAGCUGGGCAAUGAGACUGCUGCUGGCUCACACGUCAGAGUUUACCCUUCAGACAGAUCCAAGUCCACCAGAGAGAGGAUUCUGAGCUACAGGGAGGCAUUGAAGAAACAGGAAGCGCCCAUGGAAGGGAACAGCCAGCUUUACAACCAGAUCCAGGAGCAGCAGGAGCAGAGGCGAGUGGAGAGCGAGGAGAGGGAGCGGUACGAGGCCAAGCUAGAAGCCGACAUGAAGAAGCACCAGCCCUGGGGCCGGGGGGGAGGAGGAGCCCCCCUAAGAGACUGCACUGGAAACCUCAUUGCGGACCUGAACCAGAUGCACAAAGUGAACGAGGAGGCCUACAUGAACCCGGAGCAGUGGCAGAGGAGAGCCACGGCCUCCCGGGCAGAGCUGCCGGACCCCAGUGAGAGGGUCUCUGGUACUGUAGCAGAGCGCAGCAGCCAUGACACCAAUGACAGGCUCUCUGGUUUCCACCCUGUCCACACCCCUCAGUUUGCCCGAGGCAGUGUGUUCUCCAACCAGCCCACCCAGCAACAGCUCCACGAGCAGGACAAGUACAAAGCUUACCUCAAACAGCAGAUUGAUGAGAAGAUGCUGAAAAAGGCGGAGGAGAGGGAGCAGAUGAGGCUGGAGGAGGAGAAAGAGGAGAAGAGGCUGGCGGAGCAGAGAGCUCGCAUCCAGAGGGAGUACGACCAAGAGCAGGAGAGGAAGCAGCGCAAGGAUAUGGAGCAAAAGGUGAAGAAUGAAGAGCUGACUCAACUGGCUGAGCAGAGGAAGAAAGAGGUGGAGAGGAAGAAGAAGGAAGCGGAGGAGAAGGAGAGGGAGGCAGUGAGGAGGCAGUAUGAGAGGGAGAGGCAGGCCCGGGUGGAGGAGGUCUACAGGGAGCCCUCCCCUCCGAUCCCCACCCUGCAGAGGAAACAUGGACGCCAGCAGUACGCCCCCAGACCCCCCUCUGUGGACAGCCAGCAGUCCUCUGCCCCCCUGUCUGAGCGCUCGUUGUCGGGCCUGCAGUCCCCUCCUGUCCCCGCCCGACGGAAUCAGCUCCGAGCCGCAGGUGGCCAGCGUGAAGUGUACAGCGAGCUGUCAGCGCUGCGCCGGCAGCUGCGCAGUGAGCAGAAGCGUCUGCAGGACUGUCUGCAGCAUGGAGAGUGGGAGGAGCUAGAGUCUCCUCUGAGUGACAGACGGGAGCGACCCCCGGUGGACGUGUUUGACAUGGCCAGGCUGCGGCUCCAGGCUCCGGUCCGAAGGCCUAACUCCAGAAAUCCAGAGCCCAGAAACCUGCAGCGAAUCCACGACUCCCUUCAGCUCAAAUACACCGACAGGGAGUCCAGGCUAGGCUUCAGUGAGGUUCCUAAACUGGAGGAAAUGGGCGUGGCCAGCAGGAGGAGGCGGGGCUACAGGGAUCCGUUUCAGCAGAGCAGCCAGAUGUCUACGGCCCAGGACGAUUAUUUUGACCUGUCACCGUUACAUCAGAAUGAAUAUUUGAGAAGUGCUAUGGGGGGGUCUGCAAGAGGAUCACUGCUGGAGUCAGAGAGCGCUUUCAUCGACCGCCUAGGUGAAGCAUUCCCUGUGCCACACACCCCCGAGCUUGCAAAAGCCCCUCAGCUGUCGGCCAGGGAGAGGAGGAGGCUGGCCAAACAGCCACAGUGCACACAGGAUGGCGCAGCUUCCAGCCAACACGAAGAAUACUCGACCCACUCAGUGGACAGACUGCAGCAGGAAGUAGAGCCCCGCGGCGAUGGGAGGAGCUACAGGACAAGUCGCCUCAAGGCUCUUAUUCAUCGUGGCACAGCAGCUCCAGAGGAUUUAUCUGACGACGACGGCUCCCCUCCCGGGUUUUCUCUUCACAACGGGAACCGUAGAGGCUCCAUUGACACGGUCGCCACAGAUCCCUGGAUGCGGCCAGGAACAUCGGACACACUGAACUGUUUGGACCGACCAUCCAGGAGGGAGCGCUUGGUGACGUAGCACUGGGUCCAUACGAGACUGGAGGUGCCUUCUUCUUCUGGCUUCUUUUGCUAACACCGCUGUCCCUCUGUCUUUGAAAUCAUGAGGUCUUUGUGGUUUUCACUCACCAGUGCUGUGCCCACUCAAGAGAUGCCUUAAACAGCAUGCUGGGCCUGUGGUUAUCCGGCAGCGAAAGUGACCUGCAGGACAGCAUGCAUGACUCUGCACUCUCUCAGGUCCCCGGCAGUACACCUGCACACGGACAGAAAUUCCUCCAUAGUCAGAUAAGAUGGCUUUGUGAUGGAUGGACCCGUCAAUAUGAACGUCUGAAAAAUGAAGGUCAUGGGUAUGUACUCUUGUUAAAUAACUGUUUACGUCUCAGACAUCAAAUAUCUGACGUCUAUUUUAUAAAUGAUUAAAUUAUGUCUUAAAUAAAUUAUUUUAAAUACAUCAACUGUGAGAUGGGGUUCUUUGCAUCCUUUUGAAAUUAAAUAAAUCUACAUCUGCUAAUAGCCUGCUAUUCUUUCUAUGCCAACUAAUAACUAGGUGUAUAAAUCUCUACAUUUGCAAACUCGAAUCAGGAAUUAAAAACCCUGCGUUUACAAAUAGUGCUUCCCCUUUCAUUAAUCCGUGUAUAGCAUGGCUUUUGUUUUUUUAUAAUACACGGUAGUUUGAUAUUUGUACAUUUACACUCGGAAUAUUGAUACCACUCUCUGCCCUGUCUUUGAUAAACACAUAAAGCCAGGAGUUAAGUUUUGCUUCAACGAAAAAGAAAAAUCCACACUAAUUAUUUAAAAGUGAAUUAAAUACUAAAACAAACAAGCAGUAGUUCACUUGCGUGUUAAAGAUCAGACCUCUGCACCCCAUGUAAUGCAUCAUCUGAAAAUAGCAAUGCUUUAUUGUCAAAGCCAAAUAAAGUAGUAUUAUGUCUAAAAAUUGCACUCUCCUUAACGAUUCCAAAAUUGCUAACACCAAAGCACCUCUAUUGAAUCUGAUAUACUCAGAGUGAAACUCAGCUCACAUCUCCAAAACUAUGAACACAUUGGAGCUGGAUGGACAUGAAAGAAGAGAAUCCGGUCAAUAUCAGUCAUCCAUGGGAUCACAAUGUGUUGACAACGCGUGCCGAUUUACCUCCAUCAUCCGGACAUUGAGACUUAAGCACAGGUACGUAACCACAUUUAUCUACUUUGAUCAUUCAAUGUCAUACAAUUUACAAAUGAACAAGAAUACUGCAACAACAAAAAAAACUACAUGACUACACUAACCAACUGCUAUGUAUGUUUUUUUCCGGAGACUGAUAAACAAAGACAUGCCUGUGGAAGGGUUCAAAUGUUCAGUGAGGCACAGGAAACUUCAGUAAUGAACGGCAAGUAAUAUAUAAGAUUACAAGAGAUUCAAAGUCACAUCUGAACAGAAUUUUCCACAACAUCUGUAGCAGCUUCACAGGGCGCCCUUUGAAAGAAAUUCUGAAGAACCGAAGAGCUGAGACUUGAAUGUGUAGAAGUUGUAGGGAGAGGAA